This is a messenger RNA of Cavia porcellus (domestic guinea pig), 5559 nucleotides long. RefSeq names its product rubicon autophagy regulator (gene Rubcn). The transcript is spliced from 20 exons. The record is from RefSeq and is a predicted model, not a curated record. The coding region runs from base 524 to 3208 and encodes 894 amino acids. Gene Ontology annotation, cellular component: early endosome; late endosome. Lineage: Eukaryota; Metazoa; Chordata; Mammalia; Rodentia; Caviidae. Gene Ontology annotation, biological process: negative regulation of autophagosome maturation; negative regulation of endocytosis. Gene Ontology annotation, molecular function: phosphatidylinositol phosphate binding.
GCGAGGGUCGCUGUCUCAACUGUUGGACUUCGACCCCAGUUGAGGAACGCCAGACUUUAUCCAUCUCCAAAGCAUGACUGAAAUGAUAUCAUAAUUCUGAGGGUCCCUUCUGAAGCAGAAAGGCCCCCAGUUCUUUCGUGCACGCGCACCUCGCAUACGCUGCUGCAAUGCAGCCGCGGACCCCCGCCAGCUCACGUUGCAGCUCUGUGUCCCAGCUCCCCUUUCCCAGCCGCACUCCUCCACCUGCAGCGUCCAAACGCAGGGGCCAUAGUGACCGUUCUUGGGUCUCUUUAAAAAUCAAACUACAUGGUAACGUUUGCUGUGUCCACAUCACCUUGCAAUCUGCUCUCUCAAAACACUGCGCUCAGUCCUAACUACCGUAGUAGGACCUCAUCUUUCCUUUGGAAGGCGGGAACACUGGCAGCUGCUGGGCAAUUUGAAGACCACUGUGGAGGGGUUGGUGUCCGUCAACAGCCCCAAUGUCUGGUCCAAGUAUGGUGGCCUGGAGCGGCUUUGCAGGGACAUGCAGCGCAUUCUCUACCACGGGCUCAUCCAUGACCAGCUGUGUUGCCAGCAGGCCGAUUACUGGCAAUUUGUGAAGGACAUACGCUGGCUCAGCCCGCACUCCGCCCUCCACGUGGAGAAGUUCAUCAACUUGCAUGAGAACAACCAGAGCGAGGCAGCCAGUGUGAGUGAGCGAGCCGUGGCAGAGCUGUGGCUACAGCACAGCUUGCAGUGCCACUGCCUCUCAGCCCAGCUGCGGCCCCUGCUGGGGGACCGGCAGUACAUCCGGAAAUUCUACACAGACGCUGCCUUCCUGCUCAGUGACGCGCACGUGAGGGCCAUGCUGCAGUGUCUGGAAGCCGUGGAGCAGAACAACCCCCGCCUGCUGGCUCAGAUCGAUGUGUCCAUGUUUGCCAGAAAGCACGAGAGCCCACUGCUGGUAACGAAAAGCCAGAGCCUGACCGCUCUGCCCGGUUCCACACAUGCCCCACUGACCGGCUGUGCUCAGCAUUCCUACGUCGGGGCCUCCUCCGGCCUGCACCAGUCCAUGCCCAGCUAUAGCUCAGAAAGAAGAACCACUUCUUUUACACUCUUUGGCCCUUCCCAGAGGCCCCAGGAACGCCAAGGACACUUGACCCCAGCAGAGGAGCAAACUGCCCAGGCCCCCCAGCUCUCAGACUCAGCACCAGCCUCGGAGUCUCCAUCAACUCCACAAGAGAUGAGCUCUGGGCCUCCAACUAGCCUGCUGGAGGCGUCCUGGGUCGGCAGCCAGAGUGAUUCCCCAAGUGACGGCAGCGAGGGGCCUGAAUACCUGGCCAUCGGCAGCCUGGACCCCCGUGGCCGGCCUGACAGCUGUCAGAGCCCCAGCAGCAAUGCUGGGAGCAGCAGCUCAAACCUGUUCUCCUCCAGCAGCUCCCAGAAGCCAGGUUCCGCUGCAUCCUCUUUAGGGGACCAAGAGGGCGGCAGGCAGAGUCAGCUGUCCAGCGUCCUCCGCAGGUCCAGCUUCUCAGAGGGGCAGACGCUCCCUGUCACAGGUGGGACAAAGAAGAGCCACAUCCGCUCCCACUCGGACACCAACAUUGCCACCAGAGGAGCCCCAGGAGGCCCCAGGAAUAUCACCAUUAUAGUCGAAGAUCCCAUUGCAGAGGGCGACCAGUACCUGGGCUCGGGAGAGGGCAUGUUCCGGAGACCAUCGGAAGGACAGUCCCUCAUCAGCUACCUCUCGGAGCAGGACUUUGGCAGCUGUGCAGAUCUGGAGAAGGAGAACGCCCACUUCAGCAUCUCCGAGUCCUUGAUCGCCGCCAUCGAGCUAAUGAAGUGCAACAUGAUGAACCAGCGUCUGGAGGAGGAAGUGGAAGAGGAGGACAGCGAUCGAGAGAUCCAGGAGUUGAAGCAGAAAAUCCGCCUCCGACGCCAGCAGAUCCGCACCAAGAACCUACACUCCGAGUACCAGGAGAUGGAGCCUGGGAGCUUUCGGGUCACCUCCAGCAGCUCCCAGUUUAGCUCUCGGGACUCAGCACAAUUCUCUGAUUCUGGCUCUGCUGAUGAGGCUGACGAAUUUGAAAUCCAAGAUUCUGACGUCCGGCGGAGCAUGGCCUCGAACAGUAAACCCUUCCUUUCCUCCCAGUCUGUCUCCCACUGCUUCCUGCAUUCCACGUCCGCUGAGGCGGUGGCCAUGGGGCUUCUGAGGCAGUUCGAGGGCAUGCAGCUUCCGGCUGCCUCGGAGCUGGAGUGGCUGGUUCCAGAGCAUGAUGCCCCUCAGAAGCUGCUGCCCAUCCCUGACUCCCUGCCCAUCUCGCCCGACGACGGGCAGCACGCGGACAUCUACAAGCUGCGGAUCCGCGUGCGUGGCAACCUGGAGUGGGCCCCACCCCGGCCUCAGAUCAUUUUUAACGUUCAUCCAGUCCCAACGAGGAAGAUCGCUGUGGCCAAGCAGAACUACCGCUGCGCGGGAUGUGGCAUCCGGACUGACCCCGAUUACAUCAAGCGGCUGCGGUACUGUGAGUACCUAGGCAAGUACUUCUGUCAGUGCUGCCAUGAGAAUGCCCAGAUGCUCAUUCCCAGCCGGGUCCUGCGCAAGUGGGACUUCAGCAAGUACUGCGUCAGCAAUUUCUCCAAGGACCUGCUCCUCAAGAUCUGGAACGACCCCCUCUUCAAUGUGCAGGACGUCAACAGCGCCCUCUACAGGAAGGUCAAGCUGCUCAACCAAGUGCGGCUGCUUCGGGUGCAGCUGUGCCACAUGAAGAACAUGUUCAAGACGUGCCGACUGGCCAAGGACCUCCUGGACUCCUUUGACACAGUCCCAGGCCACCUGACAGAGGACCUCCACCUGUACUCUCUCAACGACCUGACCGCCACCAAGAAGGGGGAGCUGGGGCCGCGGCUGGCAGAGCUCACCCAGGCAGGGGCUGCCCACGUGGAGCGCUGCAUGCUCUGCCAAGCCAAGGGCUUCAUCUGUGAGUUCUGUCAGAAGGAGGAAGACAUCAUCUUCCCUUUCGAGCUUCAGAAGUGCCGCAUCUGUGAAGAGUGCAAAGCAUGCUACCACAAGGCCUGCUUCAAGUCUGGACGCUGUCCCCGGUGCAAGCGGCUGCAGGCCCGGCGGGAGCUGCUGGCCAGGCGCAGCCUGGAAUCCUACUUGUCCGACUACGAGGAGGAACCUGCGGAGGCCCUGAGCCUCGAGGCCACCGUCCCCGAGGGCACCUGAGGGAAGCACAUGGGUUCUCCGUCUUGACACCAGGGUCACACAAAAUGCAGAACUGAGCCACCCUUUGAAGGACUUUCACCCUUGGGGAUUUUUUUUUUCUAAAUUAUUAUUUUUUUAAUGACUUGUUGGAUGUUCAUGUGUAGCCAAUCUCUGUUCGGUGGAUGGGGCCAGUCUGUCCUAACAGCUAAUUACUAGGCACCAGCACCUUCAGUCAGGACUGACACAGGGUCCUGAGCGAAGCUUCUGGCGCCCUGGCAGGGAGCAGACACGAGAGCCAGUUCUGUCACCAUGGUCCUCCCACAGGACCAGCUCUGCUCUUCGCGCAGUGUCAUCUCCACUUGUUUUUAGUUUCCGAGCCUCUAAACCAGCUGUCCUCUCCUUUGCUGCUGUAACGCUGGGUGGGAUUUUCUCCAGCUGGGUCCUGAAAAGGAGAGAAGUACAGAGAGCGCAACUCCAUGGGGGUGUCCAAAGGCCCUUUGGGGGCCAUAAAAGCAGUCAUUACUGCCCUGGAGCUCAGAGACCUCAGCGAGACAGACAGCUGUGGUGCCCUUGUGCAGAGUGUCCUAGGCAAAGAUGGAGGCUCACGCCGACUUUCUUCACCUCCCCAGUGGGCUUGAAGCAAAGAAUGUGACCGAGGCAUAGGCUUGGCCUGAGUGCAGCCUGCACUGCUGCGUGAGUGAGGCGCGGCUGCUGAGGUGCAUUUAUCCAGGUAGAGAGCUGUGGCGCCCUGAGGUGUCGAGGUCCCCAGUAACUGAGCACAGUGUGGUAUUUCAAGCUCAGGCCAGUCCCCGAUGCCCUGCAUAAGGACAGAAGCCUUACUGUGGACCGUCUUAACGGGGUCCCUUACUGCUGUGUCCUGUUGGGUGGUCACAGUGGUUCUCGUUAGAGAUAUAGCCCAGCUCCAUUCUGUGUCCCUUGUGCCACCAAACUGGGACCCUCGCUGGUGGCUGAUCUCUUGCCUUAGUUUUUUUUUUUUCAGAGUUGGAGAAAAGCCUGCUAUUUGUAGUGUUAGAGAACUUGACAGUUUGUGGACUUGAAUGUGAAUGUCCCUGCAUUCUUGGGAUAACGUCUUUACGCCAGUUAUGCACUUACCUCUUCAUCCACCCUGGUGACUGUCAUACCCUCAGCCAUUUCUCGUGACUUGUUUAACAUACUUCCCACCCCACGUUAGUGUGUAUUUUGGGGGAAAAGCACUUGGUUGAGGGAGGGGGGCUCAGUAUGUGUUUGUGGUGUUCCUGAAGUUGCCGUAACUCCUGGCUGCCGUGUGAAACGCUGGUUGGGGUUGCUUCUCCAGUGGCCCCUCAGUGCCUCACCUGGCAGUGUUCUGGGGCCAUGUGGUCACUAGUCAAUAAGCUUUUGCCUGGGUGUGGCCCCCGGAAGCCAAACAGAAAGUUGCACAUGGUUGGUGGAAGCUGAUUUGUGCCAGAGCUGGGGGACACAGGGAUCUCGUGCGGAAGUGGAAGGGGUAUUAGGGUAACCGCUGAAGUGAAGCUGUACCAUAGCAGGAGGGACACGGAGGGGGAUCCUCUGCCCAGGCUCGGGGUUGGGGGGCUCAGUGGGCCCGUUUUGCCCCCUGCUCAUGGCGAGGCUCUAAGAGCCAAGGCCCAGUCCCGGCUUGAAGGGCUGACGAGAAGUUCUCAUCCAUCGGGAGCUUUAAGAGUGACUCCACAUUUCACUGCGGUGAGGCCCCGGUUCAGACUCGGGUUUGUGAAAGUGGUGGACUCCACUUCCAGUUUUGGUUUAAAUUUCAAGCCCAUCUACUUACACCAAGUCACUACACUGGAGGAGCCGCGACUCCCGCGUCCUGUCGCGGAGGACCAGAGCCGGACUCCGCCACCUUCCAGGCUCCACGUUCUUCCCUGUUUUCCACAGCUCCCUUGCAUCCCUUCAGAGGCCACGUGUUUUAGUGACUGUGUUGUGAAGCUGUCCUCACAGGCCACAUACCCAUGUAUUUUUUUACUGGAGAGUCGGGGAAGAGGGCUGAGGAAGGGAUGUUUCGAGAGCACUUUGCAACCUAGCAUAGCUGAGAAGCCCUGCUGUCAUGGCGCACUGACAGUCCCUUCUGCGUGACGUGGGAGGCGAGGAGGGGCUUUUCUGUACAUAAAGGGAAAACAAGCUUGCUUCCAAGGUAGAGAUGAGAGAGUGCAAGGCCGGCCUUGCCGCUCACAUGAGGCGGCCACCGACUUCUCUCUGCCGUGUUGUGCUUUUGUUGCCUUAACACAAGGGAGCAAGUCAGCAGAGGUGUCAUGGCGGUGGACACGCCACUCGUGUGUGAGCUGGACGUCCACUUGCUGCUGUUCUGGCCCCGCCUAGCAGUCCAUCACCAUCUUUAAUAAACUAAGUAAAUGAAA